This is a messenger RNA of Sphaerulina musiva SO2202, 1653 nucleotides long. Its product is annotated as FAD/NAD(P)-binding domain-containing protein. Bases 1 to 1653 code for a protein of 550 amino acids. The record is from RefSeq and is a predicted model, not a curated record. Lineage: Eukaryota; Fungi; Ascomycota; Dothideomycetes; Mycosphaerellales; Mycosphaerellaceae. The transcript is spliced from 4 exons. Gene Ontology annotation, molecular function: NADP binding; N,N-dimethylaniline monooxygenase activity; flavin adenine dinucleotide binding.
AUGGCAUCCACUGCAGUCGUUGCGGGCGACCAGCCCCUCUUCACCCCGCGAAAGCUCCGUGUCGUGGCUGUCGGGGCAGGGUUUGCCAAUCUGACGUUGGCACAUAAGCACAAGCAUAUGGGAGACCAUAGCUAUAUGGACCUGGUCAUCUACGAGAAGAAUCCAGAGAUUGGGGGCACUUGGUUCGAGAAUCGCUACCCAGGCGUAGCUUGCGAUGUUCCAGCACACAUUUAUUGCUUCCCGUUCGCACCCAAUCCAGAUUGGUCUUCGUUCUAUGUCGGCGGCCAAGAGAUCCUGGAUUACAUCAACAAGACGGUCGACGAGUACAAGCUGAGAGACUACGUUCAGGUCAGCUCCAAAGUGACUUCCGCCACGUGGUCAGAAGAGAGUGGCAAAUGGCAGCUCCAGAUCGAGCGUGACGGACAAGUAUUCAGUGAAGAAGCAGACGUCCUGAUCAAUGGCGCUGGUUUCCUGAACCAAUGGCAAUGGCCCGAUAUUCCAGAUCUGGAAAAGUUCCGUGGCGACCUGGUCCACAGCGCGGACUGGCAGAAGGUGGAUUGGAACGACAAGAGAGUGGCACUCAUCGGUAACGGAUCAUCGGCGAUUCAGAUACUGCCCCAAGUGCAGCGCACCGCGAAGAGCAUCGAUACGUAUAUCCGUACACCCACAUGGAUCAUCCCGAACUUCCUCUCCGACAUGACUCCUGAGGGGAAGAACUUCACGUACUCGGAGGAAGACAAGAAGCGAUUCAGAGAGAAUCCAGAAGAGCUCAAAGAGCUUCGCCAGAAGAUGGAGCACGCAUUCAACCUGUACUUCUUCUGCUUCUUCAAGGACUCUGCCCAGCAACAGGCGGUUCGGCAGAUGUUUGGCGAUCUCAUGAAGCAGAAACUCGGCGGUGACACUGAGUUGACACAGAAACUGCUACCCGACUUUCCCGUGGGCUGCCGCAGAAUCAGCCCCGGAGAUAGCUAUAUCAAAGCACUGACUGCGGAAAAUGUGAAGGUCCGGCUUGAUCCCAUUGUGCGGCUCACGGAAGAGGGCAUCUUGACGCAACCACCGGCGGACACGGCGCCAGAGGAGACCAAAUUCGACCUGAUCAUUUGUGCCACCGGAUUCAACGUGACAUUCAAGCCCGCGUGGAAGAUGGUUGGUCUCAAUGGUGCCAGUCUCCAGGACUUGUGGAAGGACCUUCCGGAGGCCUACAUGGGCAUCUCUGCACCAGAAAUGCCCAAUUACUUCAUGUUCACCGGACCCAACAGCCCGCUGGGACACGGCAGUCUCAUCGCAUACUAUGAUGCCGCUGCAGAUUACAUUAUGAGAUGGUGCUCCAAAAUCGCGAGGCAGGGCAUCAAGUCCAUGACAGUGAAGCCGGAUGCGCUCCGAGAGUAUAAUGAAUACUCCCAAGAGUUCCUCAAGAAGACGGUCUGGAGUACCGGAUGUCGGUCAUGGUACAAGAAUCACACGGCCGAUGGUCCAGUGACUGCCAUGUAUGCUGGAAGCGUGCUGCAUUACCGAGACCUGCUGCAAGAGUUCCGCACGGAGGAUUAUGAUAUUAGAUAUCUGAAUCAGCGGAAUCGGUUUGAGUUCAUGGGAGGUGGAAUUACUGAGCGUGAGGCCAAGGGCGGGAAUUUGGGCUAUUACCUGGAGAAGUGA